AUGAACAAAAUUUUAUAUAAAAAAUAUAUUUUACUUUAUUCUAAUCAUAGGUUGUUGUUCAUUUAAAUAUUAUAAAGAGGAAACAGGUAUUAAAGAUUUUAACUUUAGUUUUAACUAUAGAAGAAAGAUAAUUAGAUUAGAUAGAAAUUGUGAUUUCUAAUCAAAAUGGUCAAAAUGCGACAACAAAAAUAUUAUUUCAAAAUAAAGAAACUACAGGAAUAAAAUCAAAUUCAUUAUCUAAAGAAUAAAUUUAUUAAAAAAAUUUAGAAUAAUAGUAAGAUUAAACUAAAAAUAAGGAAGGAAAUAAUUCAGAAAUGAUUAAAAAAACAAUAAAUGGAACAAUGAAAUUAACCCCAGAAAUGUUAGUUAGACAGUAAUGUAUUACUGA
Molecule: messenger RNA, 388 nt
Organism: Paramecium sonneborni
Lineage: Eukaryota; Ciliophora; Oligohymenophorea; Peniculida; Parameciidae
Source: the annotation of a GenBank genome assembly